Molecule: messenger RNA, 1595 nt
Organism: Rubroshorea leprosula
Lineage: Eukaryota; Viridiplantae; Streptophyta; Magnoliopsida; Malvales; Dipterocarpaceae
Source: the annotation of a GenBank genome assembly
AGACAACCUUUUUUGGGAUAGAAACACAAAGAUUCAUUCUGUUCAUAAGAUAGUUUAGUUGUUGAGAUCUUGGUUCAUGAUUUUUCGAGGUCAUAUGGGAUAUGCAACAUCUUCUUUUAUAAUCUGUGCCCUUGUUUUCUUACUCACCAAAGAUUUGGUAUUUUCUCAGACUUUGUCUACUGAUUGCGUUCUUGAUAUUAGAAAUUCCACCUUCAGAAACAAAUUCAACUGUGGAAUAUACAAGUGGGUCGGAUUUAUCAAUGAGAAAUCAUGUUGUGGAGGAGCUUUUGAUGAGUACCUCUAUGCAUUGGGGCGGCAGGCCAAUCUUACUGGAGGCAUACUUGAAUUUGACUGAGCAAGAAAACUGGUUGACAUUGAUGAGAAAUGUUUCAGGCUGUGGCAUUGAGAGGUUAACCAGUGGACCAGGCGGCUGCUCUAACUACACUGUUUCAGAUGUUGUCAACAGGCUUGGAGAUGGAUUUGGGAACUUACACAAGGACUGUAAGAAUUUAGGCUCCGGUAGCAGACAGGACCAGUCUUGCAGUGCCUGUCUGAGAAGGUGGGAAGAGAUUGGAGGAUCAACAGAGGUUGAAGAUGAUGUCUGUCGGUUUGCAGUUUUAGUAUCUGUGAUAGAUCCUAACCAGUUGUUCUUUUCCCUUCAUUCUGUUGUGAGUUUUCUUGAGCAUAAGAUUCAUAACAGGAAAAGGAAAGAAGAAAGUCUUCCUGAAGCUGAAAAAUAUGACUCCAGCACCAGCAGUCUGAAGAUUUCAGUUAAGGAAGUUUAUAUGGCAAAAAACAAUCUCAAUCCAUCUAACUUCAUUGGCCAGGGCAUAGCAGGAAAGGUUUAUAGAGGCUUACUCUCAAAUGGACACCGUGUUGCAGUUAAGCACAUAAUCAAUGAUGGGGAAAUAGAUACAUUUGUCCGAGAAGUCAGAAGCUUAUCACAUAUCAGACAUCCAAACCUUGUAGCUUUACUCGGAUAUUGUGAAAAUGAAGAUGAAUGUUUCCUGGUUUAUGAGCUCUGCGACAAUGGCAACCUUUUGGAAUGGCUAUAUGCGCAAGAAGCCUCUGGUUUCUCCAUACUUACCCCGAAGGCUGUAUUGUUCAUCGCGACGUUAAGGUAUCCAACAAAUAUUCUAAUCAAUGCUGACUUUCAAGCAAAACUCUCAGACUUUGGAUUGUCUAAGGUUAUGGACAUGGGUCAAUCCUAUGUGAGCCCCGAGGUCAGAGGAACAUUUGGUUAUGUUGAUCCUGAGUACAAGAGAAACCGUAGGGUAAAUGCUUCUGGAGAUGUUUACAGUUUCGGGAUUGUACUCCUACAGCUCCUGUCAGGGCAGAGGGUGCUUGAUAUGAACCUAAACAAACUAUUACCCAUAAGUAAAAUGGUAAGAAACCUCAGCAAAGAAGGUGACACAACAGAAUUUGCAGAUCCUAAGCUUAAUGGAGACUAUUCGAAAGAAGCAUUUGACCUCGUACUCGACCUAGCUUUGUCCUGCACAGGGCGCAAGCAAGAAAGGCCGUCCAUGGAACAGGUAGUACUAAGACUAGAAAAAGCACUCGAGAUCUUCUAACAGCAAAAAAGCUACCACAUUUGC